AUGCUACCAGACAAAAUUCAGAUAUUUCUAAUUGUCAGUUUUCGUAAACUCGUACCAAGGAUAACAUACAGCAUCAAGCACAACCGUCAUAUAAAACGUCAACCAAAAUAUGACAAGAAAGUGCUGUGA
Messenger RNA from Brugia malayi, 129 nucleotides. RefSeq lists its product as uncharacterized. The transcript is spliced from 2 exons. The record is from RefSeq and is a predicted model, not a curated record. Lineage: Eukaryota; Metazoa; Nematoda; Chromadorea; Rhabditida; Onchocercidae. Bases 1 to 129 code for a protein of 42 amino acids.